UAACAUGCUGCUUCAAAAUUUUAUUAUAUUGAUUUUGCUGGCCAGUCUCAUGGAUAAAUCUACUGCAAAAGUAUCCGAUGGUUACAAAUGGUGUACGGUGGUUAGAGAUGGAAUUUGUGCAAAUUAAAGUAUUUAUUUAUUUCCAAUAAAUAUAAUUACCAAAAAAAGUUGCAUUCAAUUGAUUUAUAAAAAAAAUUAUCGCCACAUGGUUUUAAAAACACAUUUAUCCUAACUUACAAGUUACACACAUGUUUUUUAUCAUUCGCGAACUGGACAAAAUAAUGCUUUGAAUAAGCCAUUGGCUUUUAUCAGACUACAGUUGUUCAACUGAAAACGUUUGAAAAGCAUCGAAAAUGCCAGUUCAACCAAGUUUAUUUUCGGUUAUGGUUAAGAUUCUCUUUCUUAGAGCCACUGUUAUGGCCAAACCCAAUUCAGAAACUCUUAUACAAAACAUCCUUGGGGUCUUCGCAAAGAACACAAGCCUCAGCAAUGGUGAGCUUCCUAUGGUCAGCAAUUAUUUCUGUCCGCUCAUCCUGCUCUUCAUUUGGAUAGUCUCUAUAUGUAUUUUAAUUUGUACCUGCGUAUACUGCAGGUUCGUUAAAUCGGAAACAUUCACCACCUACGACUCGAACAGCUUUGAGAUGCAGGAUGUUCAUAUCCUGGAGCCCACACUCAAACAUGUUAAAGGAUGUGCUUGCUUGGAGUGCCUGCAUCGUCAGUUGGCCAAGGAACUGGAAAAGAAAAAUGUAAUGUGA
This is a messenger RNA of Drosophila rhopaloa, 755 nucleotides long. RefSeq lists its product as uncharacterized. Bases 354 to 755 code for a protein of 133 amino acids. The transcript is spliced from 2 exons. The record is from RefSeq and is a predicted model, not a curated record. Lineage: Eukaryota; Metazoa; Arthropoda; Insecta; Diptera; Drosophilidae.